Impatiens glandulifera is the source of this 517-nucleotide messenger RNA. Its product is annotated as auxin-responsive protein SAUR23-like. The coding region runs from base 94 to 387 and encodes 97 amino acids. The record is from RefSeq and is a predicted model, not a curated record. Gene Ontology annotation, biological process: response to auxin. Lineage: Eukaryota; Viridiplantae; Streptophyta; Magnoliopsida; Ericales; Balsaminaceae. The transcript has a single exon.
CAAAAUUUCAGUUCACAUAUCCAAUUUCUAAAUCAAUAUAAAGUACAAGUCCUUUGGGUAUUCUCUCUAAGUUGUCUAAAUCCAAAAACCAAUAUGGGUAUCCGUUUGCCAUCAAUGAUAUUUUCUCAAGCAAAGCAAAUUCUGAAGCUGCAACCGUCUCAAACUAGGAACCAGUCCGAUGUCCCAAAAGGUCAUUUGGCAGUUUAUGUGGGAGAGAUUCAAAAGAAGAGAUUCAUUGUUCCAAUAUCAUACUUGAAUCAUCCAUCAUUUCAAGCCUUGUUAAGAAGGGCAGAAGAAGAGUUUGGAUUUAAUCAUCCUAUGGGAGGUCUAACUAUCCCUUGCAAAGAAGAAGCUUUUCUUGAUCUCACAUCUCAGUUACAUCACUAAGGACUCUAUCCACAAUUUUGUAGAAGCAUCUUUUGUCUUUGUAAUUUAUUUGUUUUCCCUCUUUUUUGUUUUUGCAAAAUUGUGAGGAAAUAACAGUACUUUAGCUUUAAAGAAUUCAUAUCUGGAACAG